Grosmannia clavigera kw1407 is the source of this 2514-nucleotide messenger RNA. RefSeq lists its product as uncharacterized. The record is from RefSeq and is a predicted model, not a curated record. Gene Ontology annotation, biological process: regulation of transcription by RNA polymerase II. Bases 1 to 2514 code for a protein of 837 amino acids. NCBI's taxonomy places the organism in Eukaryota, Fungi, Ascomycota, Sordariomycetes, Ophiostomatales, Ophiostomataceae. The transcript is spliced from 5 exons. Gene Ontology annotation, cellular component: SAGA complex. Gene Ontology annotation, molecular function: transcription coregulator activity.
AUGCCCACCACCACCAUGGCGCCCAUCUCUGUCACCGCAGUUCCCCCUCCCACCAUCCCGACCAAGAUCAAGCGCCCCAUUCCUUCGGGCAUACAGACCAAUGGAAUUAACUCCAUGCGGUCAUCUCCCUCGCCAUCCAUAUCGUCUAAAAAGCCGCCGGCAACGGCCAAAUCGGUCAUGACCGGCCCAACAGCCAUCACAGUCACGCCAGUCCGGCCACCAACCCGGCCGGUGCGCCGCGAGAACUCCAUCUCCCAGGGUGGCGCUACUCGCAAUGCGAAGGCCGUCGCCGGCAUGCGCGCCGGUAGCAUUGCCGUGGACACGUCUAUAGCCCUGGUCGUUGAGCCUCGUCCCUAUGUCGUCACCGAUGUGUACAUCCUGAAGAAGUACAGCGGAAACCCACCCUCACUCGUGGUGCACAUGCACGCGACACACUUUCGCUUCGACCAGCAGGACGGCAUCUUUCCGUACAAGUCGCCCAUGCGCGUAUUUCUCGAACACCUGAAAGCACGCACUGUCCCACAUGACCUGGUCGAAUACUUUAUACAAGGCGGUGUUCCUUUUUAUGAGGGCUGCCUGAUAGUCCAGGUGUACGACCACAAGGCUGCAGUGCAGUCGAAGGAUACAGUCCGCACUACAGCCACACCAACCAACGACACCGCUCCGUUUUCCAUUCAUAAAUUCAGUCCGUAUCUUACACCAUCACCAUAUGCUCCUUUCCCGAAAGAGAACGUCACACCAGAUGCCAAAGGCGGUCCGGCGGGCGCGGCUGACAAGAAGCCCAAGGAAAAGGCGCAGCAAGAAACGACUGACAUAAAUAACGCAGCUGCAGCGAACGGGGCAUUGGAGGACCAAAAGAACAAGGUGCCAGCGAGGCCCCGGAUCUUCACGGUUGUCCUGCAUCCGACAGCGCAAAGUCUGCAUGCAGACAUGGCCUUGAAAGCAGUCACGCCUCGUGGUGCAGAGACGCGGCGCGAUGCAAAUGGCAUGACAUACAUCCCACCACCCACUCCGAUGACUGCAGUACCACCGACCCCCGGCGGUCCGGCAUCAAAACGGCAGAAGCGGGAACGGAUGGAGCUCGACGGCAGCAACAUUCCAGAAUUUGAGGCCAGGGUGAUCUUCUCGACGUCGGCCGAGCUUGAUUUGGAGCCGGCAAAGAGCGUGGAGGACGUGAUUCGGAAGCUCGAUGCCCAGGCACAUCCCGAUCACUCCCAUCUGCCACCGCAGCCGAAGACGAGGAAGCGGACGGUGGCCGAAAUGGCGGCCGACGAAGCUUUGGCUGCCGGCCUGGAACGGUACAUGCUCACUCUCGACGAGCGUAUCCACCCAAGCGGAUCGAGUGGCCAAGGUGUUGCAAACGGCGCCGACGGCGAUGUCCAAGGCGGUGCUGCUGCUUUUGAGCCCCGCUUCGAGCGUUUCAAGCUUAUCGAGGAGAUCAAGCGCGAGCACAAAGAGCCCCAGCGGCGUACCAUGGCCAUCCAGCAAGCACAGGCAAGAGCACAUGCGGCACAGCUGCAGCAGGCUCAGGCUCACCAGGCGCAAGCCAUGCAAGGCCGACCCCAGACACCGAGUCAGCAAGCCGCCGCCCAGGCUCAGGCUCAGGCUCAGGCUCAGGCACAGGCACAGGCUCAGGCUCAUGCGCAAAAGGCAGCAGCUGCGGCGAUGGGUCAGGCUCAUGCAGGCAUGGCGAACGGCUUCACCGGAAUGCCCAACGGCAUGACGUCGCAGCAGGCGGCCCAGAUGCAAACCCGACUGCAAGCGGCCCAGCAACAACAGCCGACAGCGUCGCCAGGCGGCCGACAGAACACGCCGCAGACCAUGUCCUCGCCGAUGGUGGGACCGGUGGCAAUGCAGGCGUCGACGUCCAGCAUGGCCGGCAGUCCACCACGGCCGCCGUCGGUGGCACAGACACAUGGUCCGAUGGCUGCACCAAUGUCGGUCACCAUGUCUGCCCGCGGCAGCCAGCAGAGCCACACGGCAGGGACGCCGCGGAUUCCCCAUUCGACGCCGAAUAUGCAGCAGCAGGUGGCGACGCCUAUCAGCCGGCCCCAGCAGCUUGCGCAGACGCCGCGGAUGGCGACCCAGGGCACCAGACUUUAUGGCCAGAAUAUUGGCGGAGUGGCGGCACGGUAUGGCGGGAACGAAAAGAACAUCCCGCCCGAGGAACUCGACCGCUUUAAUAAGAUGUGCCUGGCUCAGGCGCAGCAGAUGCAAAACAUGCCGCAGGGCAUGCCGCAGGGCAUGACGCAGGUCAUACCACAGGGCAUGCCACAGGGUAUUCCUCACAGCAUGGCCCAGGGCCUGCAGCAGGGGAUGGCACAGGUUAUGCCGCAAGGCAUGCAUCAAGGCAUGGUGCAGGGCCUGUCGCAGGGGAUGCAGCAGGGGAUGCAGCAAGCCAUGGUGCAGGGCAUGAAUCCGGGCAUGAAUCCGGGUAUGAACCAGGGCAUGGCCCAGGGCAUGGCUCAGGGUAUGGGCGGCCUGGGCGGCAUGAUGCCACAAGGCCUGCAAUAG